AUUAUUGUUAGAUAACCAAAUACCUUGGUUUGUGCUUGAGCUCUUGUUUGACAAGACCAAUGAGUACCUUCCAUGCAUGAAUUUGACUUUGGUUGAGCUGGCCAGAAAAUUCUUUAGACAUGUUGUUUCUUAUUAUGAACCUCCUCAAGAAUUGGAAAAGCUUCUAUCAAGGUACAAUUCAGGAAUUAUACACCUGGUUGAUUUUCUAUGGCGUUUCUGGGAUGUCUCAUCAGAAAGGGGAGGAAUAGACUUUGAGUUGUUGGAUUAUGUGACCCUUGUUCCAUCUGUCACCAGACUUAAAGAGGUGGGAGUCAAAUUUCAAAAAGCCGAGUCAAGAAACAUCUUGAAUGUAAAAUUUAACAAGGGUGUCCUCAAAAUCCCACCUUUGCUGAUUACUCCAUCGACAGAAACCAUCUUCAGGAACCUCAUCAUCUUUGAGCAAUGUAGCCUUCUUUGCACGCCAAGGGUGACAAGUUACGCCAUACUCUUAGAUUGCCUGGUCGACACCUCAGAUGAUGUGCAUUUAAUGACCAGAGAAGGAAUUCUUGAUAACAGAUUAAACCCUGAGGAAACGGCUAAUUUCUUGAAAAGAGUCCGUGAUAACACUUUUACACAAGAGCUCUUUUAUGAACGACUUCGCAAAGAUGUCAACGAAUAUUGCGAGAAGAGAUGGCCGAGAUGGCGAGCUUCUUUGAUCCAUAACUAUUUUACUAAGCCAUGGGCUAUCGUUUCUCUCUGGGGUCUUCGGGAAAGCCUUCGACCAUGCAAAGCUCUUGGGUUAACCCGUGUGGUUGUUGAAAUGGACUCAUUGAUGGUUGUUCAUUUCAUACAUGAAAAUCGAGAACCGGACAAUUUGGCUGCGACUAUUCUAUUAGACACUAAGGCUUUGAUGCUGGAGUUUGAAGAUUGCAGGUUGGAACAUAUUCUGCUUGAAGGUAAUGCUGCAGCUAGCCCUGGGCAUUUGAAACCAGAACCGACGGAUUACUUGAAAACCAAAUCAAAAAAAUGAAUUUGGUUCGAUUUAAAUGGUUUUUGAUUUUUAUUGUUUUAGUUUUUAUAUUAAUCAAAUAAUUUCGGUUUG
Molecule: messenger RNA, 1081 nt
Organism: Rubroshorea leprosula
Lineage: Eukaryota; Viridiplantae; Streptophyta; Magnoliopsida; Malvales; Dipterocarpaceae
Source: the annotation of a GenBank genome assembly